Molecule: messenger RNA, 1744 nt
Organism: Belonocnema kinseyi
Lineage: Eukaryota; Metazoa; Arthropoda; Insecta; Hymenoptera; Cynipidae
Exons: 5
Coding region: 1-1671 (556 amino acids)
Source: RefSeq, a predicted model, not a curated record
AUGUCUCAUGGGUUCAGAAUCCAUGACAAUAAGGAUAGUCUUGAAGUGACCGAUCUUCUUUACAUGGAUGACCUGAAGAUGUACGCUAAUUUAGGCCAGAAACUGCAGCAAAAGCAAGUGUGCCCUUUGGGCACAGGUCAGCGAAGACCUUCUCGAUCUCCUCGAAGUCCAAGAAGUCGAUUUACAGACGUUGAUUGUUUAAAAAAGUAUACCGAACGUCUAGUCGAGGAAAGGAGACUUACAGAAAUAAGUGAUCCCAAUCAAUUAGAUUCUUCAAAAUGGAUACCAUUAUCAAAAAAUGUAAAUCAAUUGAGAUUCUCAAGCCCAAAUCACUCAGGCUUUCCAAUAAGAAAUGAUGGAAGAGACCUGGAUCUUGAAAGGGUCAGAAUUGACUCUACUAGAUGGAUGCCAGUUAGUAACAGAAAAGUUUGUCCAGAAAAUAUGCAACGAUCAAGUCAUGCACAAGUUGAGGACACAAAAUAUGUUAAAUCACCUGUUGGUCGUAGCCUGAGCAAUGAAAGUAAUUUCUCAAGGAUAGAUAAUUAUCAUCGAGAGAGAAGAAAUACGGAAUUUGGAUAUUAUGGAAGGGAAAGUUUUGAUCGACCGAGAUGGUUGCAAUCUGAAAUUUUAACAUCAAGAUAUAUUCCAUCACCGUUGGAUACAAAAUACAGUGAAGCAAGCACCUCGAAACCAAUGUCAAAUAAAUGGAUGACUUUUACGAGAUAUCCAUCACCUUGUCCUAUAGUUAGACGAAAUACAGAAGGAAGACCCUCUACAAGCGAGAGAAGAAGUGAAAUUAAUUGGUCUGAUAAGAGCAAAGAAAAUAUGAAAUCAUUUACGACGAAUGACAAUAGAGCAGUUCAAGCUCCAAACAUAGAUUGUACGAGACUAAGACAGCGAAUUCGAGACCUUUACGAUAUAAAAACCGAAACUGAAUUUCCGAAAAGAUUAAACUAUCCUUUGAGGGAGAAUGCUUGGAUUAGUAAGAGUAGUAGUGAAGAGGAAAAAUACCCCACUAGAUCUGGAAGAAGGAACAGUCAGGAAUUAGAAUUCAAUGACAGAUUUUCGAAAUUCAAUCAUUUGGAAGAGAAACCAGAAGUGAAGUCUAAAAAAAGUACAGAUUCUUCUUUUGCUGACGACUGGGAGGAAAGGCUGAGAAAAUUUCAUGAGAGGCUCAGAUUUAGUGAAGAUUUAGGAAUCGAUCAAAAAAUUCGUGCUAGAGAUAGGAUAACUUCUGAUGAUUAUGAGGAUAUGAGUAGAAGGCAAUCACGUGAGGAAACCUUCGGUAGGGGUAUAAAAAGGAAUUCCGAUGCCAGUUCGAGGUCAAGAGUAAGUUAUGCUGAAGUCGAUUUCAGUGAUCUGAGUAAACGAGGAUCUCGAACGAGCGAUGCAAGUUACGUCAGUAUAAGCACACUCAGCCCAAAAAGAGGAAGCAUCGAAAACAGAAAUGUCAGUAUAAGUACAUACAGAGGAAAAAGUAAAAGUUUUGAGAGCCAAAAUGUUCCUCGAGCAGAAAUAAUUCCUCAAAGAGUUGUUAGCCAAUCAUUAAAAAGAAGACCAAGUGCUCCUGUGCCUCCAAAAGAAAUGGACGCUCCUCUACGUCUCGAAAAACCCUUCAAUCAACUUGGCAGAAAAAAAAUACAAAAUAUAAUUUUUAAGUCACUUAAAUAAUUGUGCUUAAAAUUAAACAAUCAUUGUUUUCUUAGAUAACAUUACCAUUUGCGUCAUCUCAAAAUCGAUUUGU